AUGCUGAAUUGUAUCUGGGGCAGGAGCGAGUGGUCAAAAGUGGUAAACACUCUUGACCACUUUGGACCAGCCCUCGACAUAUGCCCUACCAAAUUAUACAUCCAACGAUUUCUCGAUACUCGCCACAAACCGCGGUCGUGUACCCCGCAGCGAUCCCGAUUGAGUUCUUGUUUACUAGCCCAGUUUUGCCCUCAGUCGCCAUUUCACGAGCGCAGAAUCAUUCGCUAUGAUACGAUCGUCGACCAGAACGAGCAGUCACCAUCAGAAGACCUAGAUCUGUCGUACAUCGAAAAAGACGUUGCGAGCAAGAUUAAGGUCUCAACUAUAGAGACAAUAGCUGAGAAGGGCGAGGGCACAACCAACCAACGACCUCCAGCGAAUUCUCAGAGUAUUUGA
This is a messenger RNA of Fusarium graminearum PH-1, 396 nucleotides long. RefSeq lists its product as uncharacterized. NCBI's taxonomy places the organism in Eukaryota, Fungi, Ascomycota, Sordariomycetes, Hypocreales, Nectriaceae. The transcript is spliced from 3 exons. The coding region runs from base 1 to 396 and encodes 131 amino acids. The record is from RefSeq and is a predicted model, not a curated record.